Molecule: messenger RNA, 1934 nt
Organism: Drosophila teissieri
Lineage: Eukaryota; Metazoa; Arthropoda; Insecta; Diptera; Drosophilidae
Product: fukutin-related protein
Exons: 3
Coding region: 1-1719 (572 amino acids)
Biological process (GO): protein O-linked glycosylation via mannose
Cellular component (GO): Golgi apparatus
Source: RefSeq, a predicted model, not a curated record
AUGAAGGUGUUCCGGUUGCGUCUGGUCAAGCUGCUGCUGCUUGGAUUCCUGCUGGCCAACCUGGUGUUCCUCUAUUACACCUGGAAUACGCUGCUCUGGCGUCGGAUAAGUAGAGCUCUAUCCGGAGAAUCCAUGCCGGCAGAGGAAGCGCCAAAGGCCGCCAAACUGUCGCCCAAGGACAAGCUGCGCAAUGCCAACAAACACAUUCGCAAGUCCAUUACCAUCGUGUUCUAUGGCCACUACAACUUCGAGCAGGAUCUGAAGGCAUCGAUCGACAGCAUCCUGGACGUGAUACCCAACAUGCCCAUCCUGGUGCUCCAGGAUGGCGGUGCCGAGUACGCCUAUCCGCCGGUCAACUACGAGCGGAAUCUAACCGCCGGAGAGGAGCGUACCGUGUUAUUCCAGAGCCUGUCCUUUGAUGUGCGGCGCACGCGGCUGGAGCUGAAUCCCUUGGCAUCCAUUCGCACCAAGUACGCACUCAUCAUGCCGGACGGUGUGCGGCUGAGCAGCAAGAACAUCCUGCAGAAGAUUCUGCGCGAGAUCAACUCAAUGGGCUUGCCGGGACAGCCCAAGGAGCAGCGUCCUGCGGUGCCGCCGGAGCAGCUGGUACGCCGCAUGGUGCUGGUACCCUUUGCCGGCAAUCUCAAGUCCUUCAGCAGCUGCGUCAGGAUGAACCUGGAUCUGCCCGACUGGACACUGGAGCUGGUGGCCACCAACGAUACCAGACGAUGUGAUUUGUUCCUGCAGAAGCACGCCAUCCUGUUGGAUGCAGCUGCUCUGGGAGCCAUGCCCGAGCCCUUCUCCCUGCCCUUUCCGGAAAUGCUCUACAUGCAGGCCAAGAUAGCCAAUCUCUCGACCACCGUGUUCCCGCAAGCCUUUCAGGAGGGACGGCGUCUAUUUGCCUCCUUCCACACCAAACAGCGGAGGAUGGACCUGCGCCGUCGGCAAUUCCGUGAGAUGUACAAGAAGCUGCAGAUCAAGCGGAUCGUGCGAAGGGCAUACCGAGUGCCAGGAAAGGCACAGGCCCGGGAGGUGUGGGGCCAGGGUCACGGAUUGGUCCUGGACGGUCAGUUCUCGUCGUCGAACACCUCGCUGCCCCUGAUCACGGACAUCGAUCUGUUCGGCUGCGAGCGGACCACCAAGUCCUGCAUAGGUAGUGUGUAUAACGAGAGACCCUACUACUCCUACCUGGGCAAGCACACGCCACCCUGCUGCCUGGACAAGCUGCGGACGACCUUUAACCAUGUGCUGGAGGAGUUCGAGAACGUGGGCAUACGCUACUGGCUGGACAACCGAGCCCUGCAGAGCGCCAUCGAAACGAACCACCUGUCUCCGGAUGCGUACGACAUUGACAUUAGCUUCAAUGUCCAGGACCUGGAGCGAUCCAAUGCGAUGAAGAAGUCGCAGAGCAAGCCGUAUGUGGACAACGAGGGAUUCUACUGGAUAAAGGCCACCGAUGGCCAUCAUUUCCGCGUCCAGUUCUCCAAGCCCAACCAGGUGGGCGUCAACCUGCUGCCCUAUGCCAUCAGUGGAACGGAGGCGAAGGCAAGUGGCUUCUUUGGCUGGAAGGCCAGGAGCUUCUCGGCGGACUACCUGCAUCCGAUGUCCACGGUGCUCUUCCUGGGCAAGAGUGUUAUGUGUCCAAACAAUGUGCUGGAGUAUCUGGAGGAGAAGCGCAUCAGGGUGAAGUCCGCCGACUUGGAUGCGGAUGAGGAGUGAGACCACCACUUCAAUUAUAUCCGGUUUUAAAAACACAAAAUGUCGUUUACUCACUGAAGUGUCUGUGAAAAGAGUAUUUUCAUUUUUUUGCUGAACACUAAGAUUAUUAACGAAAACGUGAUUAUUAAGGAAUUAUAGAAUCAAGCCAAUUAAAGUAAGUAAUUAGUUCAGAUUCUUCAUAUUAAUGUGGCAUUAAAAUCAAUCAUCCGACUGAA